AAUGUUCUUACCCAGAAAGGAGCACAUUGCCUUGAACUGGGGGCUACUAAGUCUUUGGAUCCCUAUGAAACUGCGCAGAAUGUCUUCCCAACCCUUGUUCGCCCAUUGCAGAAAUACAUGCGUGCAACAAAACAACAACUGCGACAUCCUGUCGACACGAUAAUCGAGCACCUGGCCGUUUGUUUAGCUUACGGCUUGUCACCGCUUUCCUUUCUUUCUCGAUUCUCCCCAAAUCAAGUAACGCCAUUACAGGACGUUGCGACGGCUGCCGUAACAGCGGGUGCAGUGAAGCGAAUGCGCCAGCGUGUCAUGAAACAGAAAGCCACAUCUGGGUUACUUUCAACGUCUGGAGCUGUUGAGGCGGGAAGUUCAGGUUUGUAUUUACCAUUACAAAUAAUCAUAUUUAAAAUUCGAAAAAUGCCACGUGACACAGCGAGCGAUCUUGAUCUUAAAGUUGCCAACACUUUAAAGUAA
Protopolystoma xenopodis is the source of this 474-nucleotide messenger RNA. NCBI's taxonomy places the organism in Eukaryota, Metazoa, Platyhelminthes, Monogenea, Polystomatidea, Polystomatidae. The record is from the annotation of a GenBank genome assembly.